AUGAAAGAUUUAAAAUAGUUGGAAAGGAUAGCUACUUAGAAAGUAGUCUAUUUUUAAAAAAGCACUACUUAUUUUCGUGAAUAAACUUUCGCUUCUUCUGUAUCUCGAUUAUAUAAUGCAUAUUUGAAAUUGGUUAACAACUUUGAUUCAUUAGGACAUCAACGGAAGAGUGAAUUAUGUCCUAAAAUUCAGUAGAUAGAAUUUCCUUCAAAGUAUAGAAAGUUGAAAUGCUAGAUUUAUUCUAAUGGGAUUCCAAAAAAACAAAAUUAUAAUUAAACUAAAUUACUUUAAUACUUUAUGUAUUUUAAAAAUGAAACCACUUUUUGA
This is a messenger RNA of Paramecium octaurelia, 327 nucleotides long. Lineage: Eukaryota; Ciliophora; Oligohymenophorea; Peniculida; Parameciidae. The record is from the annotation of a GenBank genome assembly.